CGGGAGGGAACUAAGAAGAUAAUGGCGCACUAACUCACUCAUGAAGACGUGGAAGGAAGGAAGGAAGGAAGAGAAGCAUGCAUGCAGUAAGGCAAGCAUGCGGUAUUAAUAACAACAGUAAUUAUAAUACUAAGAAGGAGGAGGAGAAGAAGAAGAAGAUGUCGACCACGACGCAGAGGAGACUGAGAAGAAGGGAGGGGAGGGGAGAGGGGAUGCUCGUGUUCCAAAGCAGAGAGCGGCUCAACUGCAUCAUCGGAGCUCAGCAGGCAGGGAUGGAGUGGCGAUGGAGAGACACAGGAGGAGAAGCUUCCUCCCACGAGGAAAAGACACGAGGAGAGGUGAAGAAGCCAUGGCUUUGACGGGAGAGACCUAGUGAGUGAGUGAGAUACAGAAGAAUCCUAAGCAAGCCAGCAAGCAAGCAAACGGCUAUCAUCAGUCCAUUCUCUCUCUCACCCUGUGCUGGCUAUGGCGGACACCACAUUUCGGCGUCUUCACACCCACCUGCGAGGAGCCAACGGGGCGGGACAGGGCGGGAGGCAGCUGAGGAGCGGGGCGGACCGCAGUGGAGGAGCCAGGUUAUAUGGUGGGGUGAUGGUGGGCGUUGCCGUGAUCAGGGUUUGAGUUUCGUGUUAAGUCGUAGAGACGGCUGGCGUUUUGUGUUGCCUCAUGGCCGCGCGGCGUCAGCCGGCUGCUGUUGCUACUGCUACUGCUGCUACUGCUGCGGCUUCUCCCGCUGAGAUUGGAAAUAUGAUUUGCUGAGGAACGACGGCGUGAAUCAAUACCCGGAUUGAAGAUCAAGGUUAAGGCAGCAGUGGGGGCAGCAAAUUUGAACAAAUAUCAUCUGCAAGAAAGUGGAGAGGUUGUCGCAGCUGAGCCAGGGAACGGACUCGUAUCAAACGCAAUAAUGCUGAAGCGAAAACACUUAACGCCUCCGGGGUCCCCCUCUGCCAGUAAGAGACCUCCAAGGGGGGAUUCCCCGAAUCUUGGGGCUACCAAUGGGGAGCUAGUGGAGACAGAAGCUAAGAAAAUUGCAACAAAUUUAACAGAUCUGAAUGUUGUCAAGCAGGAUAUUUUAAAAUCGGAUGGAGUAGUUGGAAGUGUAUCAGGAACAGAACCGGUGGAAUUAAGGGUGGAUAUAUUGGGCGAGAAAGGGAAUAAGGUGCUCACAAGUCCGCAGGACGAGGUUUUAGUGGGCUCCUCGGCAACAGCAGAUCGUCUACAUGAGACGUCAAGUGUUGGGCCGAAAGCAAACAUGGAUACUGUGGACGUCGGUGAUCAGUCCCCAUCGCUGGUCCUUGAAUUGCAUGUGUCAUCGUCUUCGGCUCCAUCGAAUCCCACGGAUCCAGCAGAAGAAAAACCCAAGCAUCACACGAUUCCCAGUCAUGCUGGCUGGUUUUCAUGGACUGACAUACAUACGCUUGAGAAGAGGGGCUUGCCGGAGUUUUUUAAUGGUAAAGUGCCAGGUAAAACUCCAGAGAUGUACAUGGAAUUCAGGAACGCAGUGAUGAAGAAAUAUCGGGAGCAUUUGGGAAAGGUCUUUACCGUUGCUGAUGUGUUGGAGCUUCUCAAUGGCGUGGAUGAGAAGUCCAUUCAUCGAAUCAUGGAAUUCUUGGAUCAUUGGGGAUUGAUUAACUAUCAUGCCCCUGCUGAAUUCCUACCUCCUUGGACGCAUCACACUACUGUUUUGGAAUCAGAUGCAGCUCUUAUGCUGCGGGCUUUACCUCGAAAAGGUUCAAGUUUGUAUCAAUUUGAUACUUCUGCACCUGUCCUGCAGCAGAAUAUGGUGAAAUUAAAACCAGCUAAAACUAAAGAGGCAGUCAUUGCAGAUAUGCUUGCAUUAGAGGGAGGAACCGAAGUGGAGUAUCAUUGCAAUUUUUGUUCUGCAGAUUGCAGUAAACAACGUUAUCACUGUCAGAAGCAGGCUGAUUUUGAUCUAUGCUCAGAUUGCUACAGUGAAGGGCAAUUUGGGCCGGGUAUGUUGGCGACAGAUUUUAUAAAAAUGGAUGUCACAGAAGCAUUCAACGCAAACGGGGGAGGUUGGUCGGAUCAGGAAACCCUCCUGCUGCUGGAGGCUUUAGAACUAUAUGGAGAUAACUGGAACGAAAUAGCGGAGCAUGUUGCAACCAAGUCAAAAGCACAGUGCAUUUUGCAUUUUAUUCGGCUCCCUGUUGAAGACUCCUUCUCAGAAGAUGCAGAUGGUUCCGGAUUGACCAAUAAUGUUCCUGCUUCGGCUUCCAUUCCGAAUAAUAAUAGCACAGCGCAGAGUGAACCAAAAGAAGAGGAAGCAUUAGAAGAAGCACCUAAAGAUUGUACUGCCAACGAACCGAGCACAGACGUUGCAGUUGAACUUCUGCAUGAAGAGUUGGUGAUGCCAACAAACCUUGCCGCAUUUGCUGAAGCCGGCAACCCCGUCAUGGCUCAGAUGGCGUUCCUUGGUACUAUGGUUGGAUCAAAAAUGGGUAGAGAGGCUGCAAUAGCUUCAUUAGGAGCGCUUCAAAUGAAGGAUCCUGGGAUUCGUCUUGCAGCAGAGACUGCUAUGAUCCUAGAAGACCCAGUUACGAACGUUCAGCCAAGUAUAUCAGAAAACCCUGACCGUUCAGUUCAGGUAGAUGAGGAUAUGCAAAGUGGAGUUGAGACCGCGCCAGCAGGUGAUGCAGACCCAAGCUCACCUGAUGGGGUUAAAAUUCCUGUGUCCGACAGUGCUGCUACUGCCCAAAACGAUGAUGGUGCCCCCACUCAAUCAGAACUCAACUUAGGUAAGGAGGUUGUUCAUAAGACAGAUGUUGCAGAACAAAAAUUGAAUGUCUUGGAGGAGGCUAGAGUUGCAGGACGCGUGAAGCAGGCAGCAGCAAGCGCCUUGGCGGCUGUAGCUGUCAAAGCUAAGCUUCUGGCUGACCAGGAAGAGCGUGAGAUGCAGCGAUUAAUCGCAGUUGUUAUUGAUCAACAGUUAAAAAAGCUGGAGCUAAAGUUGAAGUUUCUAAACGAGUUGGAUAGCGAACUUCUAAAGCAUUGUGAUGCAGUCGAGCGUGACCGAUUAUUCUUUUUUGAAAAUCAGACCCGAAUAGCAGCCUCUCAUUUGGGCACAAGUUCUAAUUCUAAUCCACCCACAUCCCCCUCUGGACAAGAACAGCCUGCUCGCCAACAUCAACAUCCACAGGCUCCUGCCAUGGCCCAAGGGCCUGUGUCCUUUCAAGGGCAUAUGUAUAUGCAUGGUUUUCAAGGCAUGUCUCAUCCUCCAGGUGUUUCUUUCAACCAUCAAAUGCAGCCCAACCAUACAACUGAUUUCAUGCAAUCACAAAUGUAUCAAGGACUUGCAAAUACAGUGCAUGCAGGAUCCAUGACUGUUCAACAAAACCAUUUUGGAAGACAUAUGAUGAUUGGCGGAAGUGCGCCCCUUCAUUUGCUUCAGGGGCGCCAAAUAGGACCUCAUGAGGUAACUCCUCCCCCCAAGUUCUUGGGAGGUCUUUGACACAAUCUGGUGAUGCCCCUGGUCAAGGACUAGGUGGACCCAUGUUGGGCGUUCCAGGAUUAUCAAGACCUAUGUCAGGUGGUGCACUCGGUGGUAGGUACAGUAGAUUCAAAGUCGUAUUUACAGAGAUCUGCUGCUAUGUAGAUUAGAAAUGCUUCUGAAGGUGAAUUUUAUUCUGGUCAUACAGGAGUUGUAACUUUGAGAUAUCAUUUUCUUGAGACUUUGUAGAGUGGCACGAAAUUCAGUAGACAGCAUUUCACGACAAUGUCUGAUCUCUCUGUCAUCUGUGGCUGCAUAUGUGGUCAUUGCAUUUGCCCGCACAAGUAGGCCCUCUCACAUCCAGGAAUUUGGACACUUCGAACGUGAUUAACCUUUUGAUGGGAUGUGUUUCAGAAAAACAAGUUGAUGUAGAACAUGACCUUUGGUGCACCAUCAACAGUUGUAAAGGUUUUAAAGGACGCCAAAGCUGGCAACCUAUUAAACUCAGCAUGGGCAUGUAUUGGUGUGGUGGAAGGCUCGAGUUGCUUUACUCUGUUUCAUAGCCCACGGCUUUCACUAAUGCUAUUUAGAUUUUUCA
Messenger RNA from Physcomitrium patens, 4046 nucleotides. The record is from RefSeq and is a predicted model, not a curated record. Lineage: Eukaryota; Viridiplantae; Streptophyta; Bryopsida; Funariales; Funariaceae.